This is a messenger RNA of Staurois parvus, 429 nucleotides long. The record is from the annotation of a GenBank genome assembly. NCBI's taxonomy places the organism in Eukaryota, Metazoa, Chordata, Amphibia, Anura, Ranidae.
AAAUGAAAAUUGUGAAAUUACAUUUAGUUUGCUGUGUAAUAUACACUAUAUUGCCAAAUGUAUUGGGACACCCCUCCAAAUCAUUGGAUUCAGGUGUUCCAAUCGCCUCCAUGGCCACAGGUGUAUAAAAUCAAACACUUACUUAUGCAGACUGCUUCUACAAACAUUUGUGAAAGAAUGAGUCGCUCUCAGCAGCUCAGUAAUUUCAAUUGUGGUACUGUGAUAGUUUGCCACCUGUGCAAUAAGUCAAUCUGUUACAUUUCCUUGCAACUAAAUAUUCCACGGUCAACUGUUUGUGGUAUUAUAACAAAGUGGAAGCAACUGGGAACAGCAGCAACUCAGCUAUGAAGUGGUAGGCCAUGUAAAAUGACAGAGCGGGAUCAGCAUAUGCUGAAGCGCUUAGUGUGCAGAAGUCAACAACUGUCUGCA